AUGGACAUAAAUUCACCAAAGCGCCGUAAGCUUAAAAGAACUUUGACCGAUAUGCUCCCUACAAAAGGUAAAGGCAAAGAAACAUAUAUGAUGACAAGUCAAAAUGGCUGGGAAUCCAAGAAAAUCCCCAUGGAGAUUUUCAACCUCAUCAUCGCGCACCUCCCUCGAUCUACCAUACAAAGCAUGCGACUAGUCAAUCAUGAGUUCGAAGCGAAUGUUUCUGGAUAUUUAUUCAAAUAUGCAGUGGUUCCAUUUCGGCCAGAGAUUUAUGGCAUCACUUCCGAGCCUUCCACUUGCCAGAGUUCAAUUAUGCUACAGGACAAGGGCAUGCGUAUUUUUCAAGGUUUUGGUCGUCACAUAAAACACUUUGCUAUGUCUUUCGAAGUUGAUGUCACAAAGUUGACCAGACCUCCUGUAAAACAUGAUCAUGAUACUAUCACCACUUUCUGGGGUUCCUACAAAUGGCCAUUCCAAAAGUACAAUAGAUAUGCACAAUUGGAAGGUCUUGAACAGAAGGCUGAUGAAACUCGAACCAUGACAAAGGCAUUUCAAUAUCUUGAAACGGCCGAAGAGCUUGGCCUAUCUAUUGAUGGAGGAUUGGGAUGGUUAGCUGGACCAGAUAUCAAUCACAGAGUUGUUCAGCGCGGUGAGAAAGCUGUAGUGUUUGGAGCAUCGAGAUUCGUGCCAGAACCCAAGCCAAAGCAAAGUGUACGAGCUUCACGCCGUGAUUAUCGAUCAUUUCGAACAGAAUUUCCUACCGGGACACGUUCAAUUAUUCAACGAAUGUUACAGGAAGUGGGAUAUCGUAACGAUCUCUUGGAUCGGUCUCUUGAUGAUUCUCGCACUGAUGAGGGUCAGGCAGGGUCAGCUCUUAGAAAUGCGAGCACCAUGACACUGCAGGGACGAGGACGUCGUCAUGCGCCCACCCUCCCUUACACUGACUUUGAAGAAGGUCUUGCUCGUAUGCUCGGAGAUCAUUUCAGAAAUGGCGCUUCUGCAGUAACGGAAGAUGAUGACGACGAUGAUGAUGACGGAGGUCCAGUUGCAGAUGAAGAUAGAGUCUCAUCUGAAGACGAAGAUGAGAGCGGUGGCCAAGGCGAAGGCGGUCCUGCUACCGUAUCUGCUUUGACCGGUGCUGAUGUACUUAUCUCCCUUGCUAACGAUACUGCGGGAAAUGAUGACGACGAUAACGACGACUGGGCUAUGGGAAGCAGGCAAAAGCCUAAUCACCAUCCUCUAAAGCCGAACGAGCUUACUGGUGCACAAAAGGAAAUGCUACUUGAACUCGAAUGGGCUCAACGAGCAUUCAUGCAAACCUUUACCAUCGCCGUCAUCGACAAUCCAAUCACAUUUAUCGACGUUAAGAAACUUACCAUUGCACGCUUGCCCAACACACACUUACCGAACCUUGUCCGCGAUGAUUUCUGGAAUAGUCUACCAAGCUUGGAUUUUCUAUCGCUAGGCGUUAUUCCUGAUUGGCGUGAGCUUAUCAAACUCCCUACCAGCUGGGUUCAGGAUAACAGAUUGCUUCCAUCUAAGGCUGUCAUCGGUGUCUUUCAACUUCUUCUCAAGCAAAUCUCUCAACGUAAGAAUAUCAAGUCCUUACAUUUUGAAUGGAUUUGUGGCGGAGAGUAUGCUCCCGGUCUCUUCUGCCGGAACCAACAUGUGCUUGCUGCUCCUGUAGUAUCAGAGUCGAUUAAUAUGGUCAACAGAGUUGGGGAGAAAGAGGCCUUAUCACUUCCUUUCAUCCAAAAUCUGUCGUUGAAGAAUUGUUGGUUUAGUCCACAUAUCUUCAUGAAAUUUAUUGAACAGCUCAAGGGGGGCGACCUUCAACGCCUAACCCUCGAUUCAGUUUCGUUAACUGCCUCUAUUCGCCCUGGAGCGCAUCCAACUCCACAUGCGAAUAAUGCCUUGCACCAGCAAAAUGCUUUAGCACAAGCUAUGGCUGCAAACAUGGGCAUUGUCAACCCCUUUGCACCUCACGCUUGGAUGCCUGCGGGAUUUGCGGGACAGCCAGCACCUGCAUUACCAACGCCUGCGGUGCCAGUAGUCGUCAACAACCUAAAUGCCCAACCAGACUGGCUCAAUGAACCUCGCAAUGGUUCCUGGGCUUACGUCAUUGACCAAUUGACACCCGGUAGCAGACUGAUAGACUUGCGUCAAGGUGAGGAAGUUAGUAAUGAACCUGAACCUACAGAGCAAAGUGAUCUCAAAAAGCUCGUUUUCAAGUCUUGUGGAUAUAUUCGACUUCCUUUUAACUUUGAUCAAUCGGCACUCAAUGAUAAUUUUAAUCAGCGAGCAUCCUCACCUCCUGGAGUUACAAAGAGAAUCAAUGACUAUGAGAGUAUGAUGAUGAAGUCAGGCGAUAGUUUGCUCGGUUUAAUCACAAACACGAUGAGCAAUCUCGAAAUGAGGACUCUUGAGAAUGCCUGGAACAUGACUCUUGGUUGGGGUCCACCCAAUUCGCAGCAAAUCGUCGAAGCAAAGCAUGAUGGAAUCACGCGCGCAGGCUCUGGAAGAUCUUUAAAUUCAAGCUUUUCGACGGGUACGAAUUGUAAUCUUGGUGUCGGCAUAGCAACCGUGGCUGCUGGUUUUGCACUACAACUAAAACUACAACGACAACGACAACCACAACCACAACUUCAACAAUUAUGUCGUAUGUCACCAAGGAAGAAGAUUUACCAAAGGAGUAUGAGAGAGAUAUCAUCAGUAACAGGUGAAGAAGUUCUUGAAGAGAGCUAUCUUUCAGCUCGCGAGGAACGUGCACAGGCUCUACAAGAUGAAUACUUUCAAGGCGCAGGAUGGGACAAAAAUGUAGGCGAUUGA
Molecule: messenger RNA, 2826 nt
Organism: Sclerotinia borealis F-4128
Lineage: Eukaryota; Fungi; Ascomycota; Leotiomycetes; Helotiales; Sclerotiniaceae
Source: the annotation of a GenBank genome assembly